This is a messenger RNA of Colletotrichum godetiae, 755 nucleotides long. RefSeq names its product 6-O-methylguanine DNA methyltransferase. Gene Ontology annotation, biological process: DNA repair. The transcript has a single exon. NCBI's taxonomy places the organism in Eukaryota, Fungi, Ascomycota, Sordariomycetes, Glomerellales, Glomerellaceae. The record is from RefSeq and is a predicted model, not a curated record. Gene Ontology annotation, molecular function: methylated-DNA-[protein]-cysteine S-methyltransferase activity. The coding region runs from base 198 to 641 and encodes 147 amino acids.
UUGACAUUUUGCUCACCCUUCGCCGUUGGCUCAGAAAAGAACCCAUUUCAAACACCUUAUUGCCUCGAUUCCCCUCGAUUUUCUUUCAGUAACACUCUUCUUCACUCAAAGAAAAUCUUCUGCGACAGAUAUAAAUACUAGAGCUCACUACGUCUUCAUCAAUAUCCUCUCACUCCGCCCUCACUUACACCAUCGCCAUGACAACCACAUCCACCACCACCACCAAGAAGACACCCGCCGCGCGCGACAUCAUCUCAAUCUCCAUCCCCGAAGGCGAAGGCAUGAAGGUACAACUAGACCGCAUCACCAGCUCAAAUCGCACAGCGUACGAGAAACGAGUAUGGACCGCGCUGUGCCAGGUACCAAAGGGCCAGAUCACGACAUACGGCAUCCUAGCGGCUCAUCUCAAGUCAUCUCCGAGGGCCGUCGGCAAUGCGCUACGCCGGAAUCCGUUCGCGCCGCAGGUGCCGUGUCACCGGGUCGUUGCUACGGGCGGUGCGUUGGGUGGGUUCAAGGGCAAGUGGCCGAAGAAUGGGGAGGGCAUUACGCUUGAUGAGAAGAGGAUGCUUUUGAGGAAAGAAGGCGUGAAGAUUGAUUCGAGUGGGCGCGUUCUUGGGUCGCCAUUUGUGGCCUUUAUUUGAAAUCGUCAAUGAACUCAAUACGAAGUUUAAGCGUUUAAGUUUCUAAGUCGAUAUUAGAAAUCUUCACAUCCCACGGCCGCCCGUGAUGAGUUGCUUCUCGUAGAAAGACUAUGG